Hibiscus syriacus is the source of this 2251-nucleotide messenger RNA. Its product is annotated as pentatricopeptide repeat-containing protein At2g06000-like. The transcript has a single exon. NCBI's taxonomy places the organism in Eukaryota, Viridiplantae, Streptophyta, Magnoliopsida, Malvales, Malvaceae. The record is from RefSeq and is a predicted model, not a curated record. The coding region runs from base 422 to 2074 and encodes 550 amino acids. Gene Ontology annotation, molecular function: protein binding.
GAAGUGAGCCAGCAAAAACAAAAGCCCUAGUACUUCCUUUUAUUGCUAUUGCAGGCAUUACAUAUUUUCUACAUUUCUCAUCGAAAUAUCCCUUUUCCAUUAAACAGCUCUAACAUCUUUCGUCUUCCCAAUGAGCAGUGAUCACCCAAUGAUCCUUUUUAGUGAGUGAAUGCUUGAGAUUCAUAAUGGGUUUAAGCUCUUCUCUGGGUUUAUAUCAUACCAGUCAGUUAGUUUGAGCUGCGGAUCAUUUUGUCAUGGUACCAUACUUGUAUUUCUCGUUAUCGUCAUGAAGAUUUUGAGUUUUCAAUGAAAAACCCACCUUUGAGCCUGAGGUGUCCAAUAGAAAAUCCAGUCAUUUUCAAGUAGAGAAAUUUGGGUAUUUAAUUAAAGCUAGUUAUGUCGUGGGUUUACAAUCUUACAGAUGACCCUUUUUUCAUCGGCAAAUCGUCUCUCAAGGGUUCGAGCAGCCUCCAAGGCCUUCAUUCCGCGGUGUCGCAUCCAAUUUCACGGCUUGUCUCAUCCGCAAGGUGAUAAAGGGGCAAAGGCAAUCCAAAAGCAAGAGUCUUGGUUUGUUAAGGUUGUAUGCACUCUCUUUGUUUACUCACAACCGUUGGAUGAUUCCUGCUGGGGUUACUUGAGCAAGAAUUUGACGCCUUCGACUGAAUUCAAAGUUGUUAAGUGGUUAAAAAAUCCAGCUUUCGGAUUGAAGUUUUUCGAGUUAAGUAGGGAGAAUCUUGAUAUUACUCAUUCUUUUUGGACUUAUAACUUGCUUAUUAGGUCAUUAUGCCAUAUGAUUUUACAUGGUUCUGCUAAGUUAGUUUUUGAUUAUAUGAAGAUUGAUGGGCAUUUGCCUGAUACUACUUUGCUAGGGUUUAUGAUUUCAGCUUUUGGGAGGGCUGGUGAGUUUGAUAUGUCAAGGAAAUUGCUUGCUGAGGUUCAGUCUGAUGAUGUAAUUGUCACCGUUUACGCAAUGAACAACCUGUUGAAUAUGAUGGUUAAGCAAAAUAAACUAGAAGAGGCAGCUAGGUUAUAUAAAGAGAAUGUAGAAUCAAACUUCAACCCGGAUACUUGGACGUUCAAUAUUCUAAUUCGAGGCCUUUGCAGAGUUGGGAAAGUGAAUCAGGCUUUUGAGUUUUUUAAUGAUAUGAAGAGCUUUGGUAUUUUUCCUGAUAUUGUUUCAUAUAACACCAUUAUAAAUGGGUUAUGUAGGGCAAAUGAGAUAGACAGAGGCCGUAGUUUAUUGAAUGAAAUUCGUUUGAGAGAUGAUUGUUCCCCGAAUGUUGUGACUUACACAUCGGUCAUAUCUGGUUAUUGCAAGUUGGGCAAGAUGAAGGAGGCAUCUGCUCUUUUCAGUGAGAUGAUAAAUUCCGGAACUGUGCCUAGUGUUGUUACUUUUAAUGUUUUAAUUGAUGGCUUUGGAAGAGUUGGUGAUAUGCUUUCCGCUAAAUCAAUGUAUGAGAAGAUGGCUUCUUUUGGUUGUAGUGUUGAUGUUGUUACAUUCACUUCCUUGAUUAACGGGUAUUGUCUGAUCGGAGAUGUAAAUCAGAGUUUGCAGCUUUGGAAUGCAAUGAAAGUGAGGAAUAUAUCUCCAAAUGUUUAUACCUUUGCGAUUACUAUUAAUGCUCUAUGCAAGCAAAAUAGAAUACACGAGGCUCGUGGACUUUUGAGGGAGUUGCAAUGUAGGAAUAUUGUUCCGAAACCAUUUAUCUUCAACCCUGUGAUUGAUGGGUUCUGCAAGGCCGGGAAUUUGGAUGAGGCCAACCGGAUAGUAGCAGAUAUGGAGAAGAAAUGUGAACCUGAUAAAGUGACAUUUACUAUUCUCAUUAUUGGUCAUUGUAUGAAAGGAAGAAUGCUUGAUGCAAUUAGCAUUUUCGAUAAAAUGUUAUCAUUUGGUUGUGCCCCAGAUGGUGUUACUGUACAUUCUUUGAUAUCUUGCCUUUUUAAAGCUGGGAUGCCUAAUGAAGCCUUCCGUAUUUCUACAAUAGCAUCAUGGGACAUGAAGUUGACUGGUUCAACUUCCAUGGAUAACAAUGCUCAUUUGAGGAUAAAUAGAGAUGUGUCUGUUGCUGCUUAAGAUAAAAGCUUCCCUGAUCAUCGAACUUGGUUUCAUCACCGAAUAUCAAGUAUUCAAUCAAGCAUCUCGAGUCUGAAGCACAAUCCAAGUUGCAUUCGGUAAGUGAAGUCCUUGUGUUCUUCAGAUCAUAAACUGCAAUUAUGCCUAUUAUUACCAAUCAACUGUUUAAGCUGGAUC